Nicotiana attenuata is the source of this 772-nucleotide messenger RNA. RefSeq lists its product as uncharacterized. The record is from RefSeq and is a predicted model, not a curated record. Lineage: Eukaryota; Viridiplantae; Streptophyta; Magnoliopsida; Solanales; Solanaceae. Bases 205 to 738 code for a protein of 177 amino acids. Gene Ontology annotation, molecular function: protein binding. The transcript is spliced from 3 exons.
CAAAUCUCAUUACGGAAAGAAAAGAUAAAAAGAUUUUUUUAAAAAGGAAGAGAAGAACAUUAAAGAUCCAAUUUCUAUUUUAAAAUCAAUUCUGUGGGUGUUCACAAAUAGUGAUAUUAAAAAUAAAUAUUCCUUUUUAGGCACUCUACAAUUACUCAAAAUUCAAAAAGUAGAGGCCUAGUGGGUUUUUUCUUGUGACGUUUUAUGGGGAAAUCGGUUCCUUCGCCAAAUAGAAUUCAAGAUUUUGCCAGAAUUAUCAGCAGCUCCAAUAACAGAAUCCACGGCCCGACCCAGGUCAAACCACCCGCAUCCAGAAUUAGGUCAGUUCCAUCCGCGAAGUCCAGGGCGGUGGUCGGCGGCGAUUCAUCGGAGCGGCGGCUAAAGUUGAAGACGAAGAACAUGGAAGAAGCAAGCUCUAACUCCAAUUCGAAUACUUCUUCGUCGAACCAACAGCGGCAACGGGUACCCCUUGCUGACGUGGUGGCUGACUGUGUGAAGCGGUGGUUCCAGGAUACUCUCAAGGAGGCUAAAGCCGGUGACAUUAGCAUGCAGGUCCUUGUUGGUCAGAUGUAUUAUAGUGGCUAUGGUAUUUCCAGAGAUGCACAGAAGGGAAGAGCUUGGAUUAACCGAGCUUCAAAGAGUCGGUCAUCAGCGUGGAAAGUGAGUGAUAAACGCCCAGGCUAUAAUGCAAGUGAUUCUGAUUCUGAUGAUACUGUGGAGGAUGCAAAGAAAAAUUGAAGCACUUUUCACGGGUAAAACAAGCUAUAGCAUC